Rotaria sordida is the source of this 1425-nucleotide messenger RNA. Lineage: Eukaryota; Metazoa; Rotifera; Eurotatoria; Philodinida; Philodinidae. The record is from the annotation of a GenBank genome assembly.
AUGUCAGUAGUUAUGUUAGGAGGUAAAUCCCUUCAAUGGAUUUUACGUUCAUCAAAAUCCAUUUGUAAUACAUUUUUACUUUUACCAACAACAUCAAAAAAUGUUGAGCAAAAACGUACAGUUUCAUGGUUUUUGGGUACAGAAGAACACCAAAAUUAUUUAUCACAAGCAAGUUAUUUUUAUUCAAAUCCUGAAUAUGCACAAUGGAAAGAAAAACCAAUGCGAAACGAAUUAAUGGUUGAAACACCACCGAAACGUAAAUUACGUAAUUUUAAAAUUAAUUUUGGUCCACAACAUCCAGCUGCUCACGGUGUACUUCGUCUUAUUGUUGAACUUGAUGGAGAAACUGUUAUACGUGCAGAUCCACAUAUUGGACUUUUACAUCGUGGAACAGAAAAACUCUGCGAAUAUAAAACAUAUAUUCAAGCUUUACCUUAUUUUGAUCGACUUGAUUAUUGUUCAAUGAUGACAAAUGAACAAGUAUAUUCAUUAGCUAUUGAACGUCUUUUAGGAAUUGAUAUUCCUGAACGUGCAAAAUUUAUUCGAACUUUAAUGGCUGAAAUGACACGAAUUCUUAAUCAUACAUUAGCUGUUGGUUGUCAUGCACUUGAUGUUGGUGCAAUGACACCAUUUUUUUGGCUUUUUGAAGAACGAGAAAAGAUAAUGGAGUUUUAUGAACGUGUUAGUGGUGCUCGUAUGCAUGCUGCCUAUGUUCGUCCAGGUGGUGUUGCAUUUGAUUUACCACUUGGUUUUAUGGAAGACGUCUAUAAAUGGUGUGAAGCAUAUACUCGUCGUAUUGAUGAAGUUGAUGAUCUUUUAACAGGAAAUCGUAUUUGGAUUCAACGAACUCAAAAUAUUGGUAUUGUAACAGCUGAAGAAGCACUUAAUCUUAGUUUUUCGGGUGUUAUGUUACGUGGUUCGGGUAUUAAAUGGGAUCUUCGAAAAACACAACCAUAUGAUGCUUAUGAUAAAGUUGAAUUUGAUGUACCAAUUGGUGUUAAUGGAGAUUGUUUUGAUCGAUAUUUAUGUCGAAUGGAAGAAAUGAGACAAAGUUUAAGAAUAAUGAUGCAAUGUAUUAAUAAAAUGCCAUCUGGAGAUUAUAAAGUUGAUGAUCAUAAAAUAACACCACCAAGACGUGCAGAAAUGAAAGAAUCAAUGGAAGCACUUAUUCAUCAUUUUAAACUUUUCAGUGAAGGUUUUGUAGUUCCACCCGGUACAACAUAUACUGCUAUUGAAGCACCAAAAGGUGAAAUGGGUGUCUAUCUUGUAUCGGAUGGUACAUCGAAACCUUAUCGACUUCAUAUCAAAGCUCCUGGAUUCGUUCAUUUAGCUGCACUUGAUCGUAUUUCUCGUCGUCAUAUGCUGGCUGAUUUGGUUGCUAUUAUUGGUACAUUAGAUAUUGUCUUUGGUGAAGUUGAUCGUUAG